AUGGCUAGCGAGUCGAACAACCAUUCCUACCAGCCGGGGUUCUUGCAGUGGUUCAACAGCCUGGGUUGUUUCAUGCCUUGUGUUAUCAUCUUAUACUUCACCAUGGGUUUUGCAUCUGGCUGGGUGGGAACUGCCUUGGAGCAGAUUGAGAAGCAGUUCCACCUGCCAAGUACCAUCAGUGCCACGCUGGCGACGUCCUCAGACCUGGGCAACUCCUGCAGUGUGGCGUUUGUCGGCUACAUCGGCAGCAAGUUCAACAAGGCUAAAGGACUUUCGUUGGGCAUGUUCCUGUUUGGUGUUGGCCUGACUCUCAAUUCGCUUCCUCAUUAUCUGUUGGAGCCAUACACAGCUUCUGGCCAUGCCGUGAACAGAUCACACGAACAGUCUACAAUCUGCGCUACCAACUCGUCAUCUUCUGUGAACAGCAGCUUGGGUGGAGCUGACCAAGGUGAAGGUCACAUGAGCUACUUCCCGAUGAUGCUGGCGGGUCAAGUGCUCUCGGGUAUCGGGAGUACAACUUUCUACACGCUGGGAGUCGCCUACAUUGACAAUAAUGCACCGGUUGCUAAGUCAGCUGUUUUUAUCGGAAUUAUCAACACAAUGACUACAGUGGGUGCUGCUAUGAGCGCUCUAGUCGGUGGAAGGAUGAUCCUCUACCUGUACGUGGACUUUGAUAGGGUGGACACUGACAGGUGCACAGUCCUAAACCAAAGAAACUGGAAGCACAAAAAAGUGGACGAGGUUCCUCAAAACAUAUUUCAAUUCCUCAAGAAAACGAUAACCGAUUUUCUGAAGGCUCUCUUUAAGCUUAUAUUCGACUUGGAGUUUGUGUUUAUCAGUAUUGGGUCGUCUAUAGAAGGUGUGGCCAUAGCUGGGAUGUCAAUAUUCAUCUUCAAGUACACCAGUCACGAAUUCGACAUGGACUAUGAAACAGCAGGGUACAUCAUAGGUGCCAAGGCUAUAGUUGCGUCCAGCGGCUACAUAUUGGCCGGGUAUUUGAUCAAGACCUUCAAACUGGACUUGCUAGGGAUGGAGAGAGUGACCACCGGCCUUUACCUGUUCGUGUUGGUGUGCGGCCUCUCCAUGUUUGCUGCCUGCCCGGAUGUCCGUAUGACAGGCCUGGAUCUGCCCUAUCCGGGAGACAGCGAUGUGUCAGGAUUCCUCGCGUCCUGUCAAGGUCAGUGCCAGUGUGAAGGUCAGGCGUUCAGUCCUGUUUGUAGCAGCGACGGCCUCGUCUACUUCUCCCCCUGCCACGCAGGUUGUCUGGACAGCAGCAGCGAUGGAGAUGUGAUGACUUACACCAACUGCAGCUGUAUAGCAGCUGGACUCAAUACAACCGUGACAGAUGCUCUGGCCACCGCCACCGCGGGCAAAUGUACCACCGACUGCUGGCAAGUGUACCUCGUCAUGCCCUGCUUGUUCCUGGUCUACAUCGCCAUCUUCAUCUGUGCCACGUUAACUGCCCUGAGUACACUAAGGUGCGUGGAUCCAGAUAUUCAACCCUUUGCCCUCGGAAUAAAGAUGAUAUUUGUUAGGGUGAUAGGUACUAUACCAGCACCCCUGGUAGUGGGCGUGGUGGUCGACUCGGCCUGUGAGCUGUGGGGAGGGGCGGAGGGGGCUCAGUUCUGUCAGCUAUACAACAAGGAGGCUUUAGCUGUGGGAAUCGCCACCAUGUGGCUCAGCGUCGGCAUCAUCGCUUGCACCUUCAUGUUCCUGGCAUCACUUGUCAACCUGUGGAAGAAGAAGAAGAGGGCGAACAAGGAGAGUACCGAGAUGAACGAUGCUGGUGGUUGUGAUGAGAAACAUAACGGAGCAGUGGAGAGUGAUGUUCACGAAAGUUCACCAGAAUGACAGAAUCGCGGUUCAAUACAAGACUUCACAAAUAGUCCAGCCAAUAAAACCCGUCACAUGUAGCCCUCAUGUGGCAGGGAUGUCAACAAAUACAAUCACCCAGACUUGUCUAAAUAUUGAAGAACUGUCAAAAACAAGCUCUCUUUUCAAAAUAUGGCCAAAUAGCUAAAAUGUGUGUUAUGAAUAUGUACUUGAUAAUCAGAUAUAUUUACAGAAAAGACUUUGAAAAACCUGAACAUUAUUAUCUUUUACUUAGAUGACAACACAUGUCCAAACCUUGAUCAAAUUGUAUAUUCUAGUUGUAGAAGGAAGACGUGUUUUCUCUUGAAGCCGGGUCUGCCAAUAGAUUUUACGAGCUGGACAUGCUGCCAACAGGGGAGCCUGUAGCCAUGUUAACACCCCAUGUGAGAACUCGGAGCUACUGGCAAAUCAGAAUAUUGUUGAAUGCGGCGUAAAACUAAACUCACUCACUCACUGGCAAAUCAUAUAGCUAGAUUGUACACGAUACACGGUUUUCACGAAAAGGCAACAGAUAACAUGUGAAGAAUAAUGUUUGACGGAGGAAAAUAAACCAAUUCGUAGAUGUGACAUCUUCACUGUUAACGAAACCGAAUUGAAACAUUCUGUAUACGUUCUGAAAUAAAUUCCAAAAAGUAAGUAUUAAAGUUA
Haliotis rubra (blacklip abalone) is the source of this 2520-nucleotide messenger RNA. Its product is annotated as solute carrier organic anion transporter family member 4C1-like. Gene Ontology annotation, biological process: transmembrane transport; sodium-independent organic anion transport. The coding region runs from base 1 to 1851 and encodes 616 amino acids. The record is from RefSeq and is a predicted model, not a curated record. Gene Ontology annotation, cellular component: membrane. The transcript has 11 exons. Gene Ontology annotation, molecular function: protein binding. NCBI's taxonomy places the organism in Eukaryota, Metazoa, Mollusca, Gastropoda, Lepetellida, Haliotidae.